GCGUGAAACUCUAGUCCGCCCCACCCCAAAAACAUAUAAAUAGCUAGACUAUAUACCAACGUCCAGCUGAUGCCCAAGCCACGCCCCACCCAUCAUACAGCAACACAUGACAGCUACUUUGCCGUUCAUUAUAUCUGUACUACCCCAUCAUCAUCUCCAUCAAAUCGACCCCAUGUCGCCCUCGAAAUGGCCCACCCCACCACCCCCCUCCUCAAGACCGUCGGCAUCCCGCGCACCAGCCCCCCACACCCCCUCGACGCCCUCAUUCAGGCCCCCCGCGGUGGCGUCAUCAGCGUCGAGCGCCGCGACGCCGGCCGCCUGUACCUCGUCGCGCGGGUGCAGCACGGGGCGGAGCGGAAACUAAGAGCGCAGUGCGCGCGGGCAAGAGGCUCGGUAUGGCUCGAACACGCGCUCGAGGGCACGUACGUCGUGGCGCGCGUGCCGAAGAGCAUGAGAGCGGCCGCGCUGGCGGAGGCGGCGGCGGAUGGGGCUGCAAGCGUCGAUAUCGCGGAAGCGGAGAUGGCGGCUGUGGUGAGGGAGGUGAGGUGGUGGGUUGGUUGCUGGGAGGGGCGAGGGGGUGUGCCUGUGGCUGUGUCUGCUGCGGCGCUGGAUGAGGUGCAGGGUUGCGGGCGAAGAGACGGGGCGGUUGCUUCUGCUGCUGUUAGGCGGGAUUCGCGGAGGCGUUUGGCUGAGCCGGCAAAGAGUGCCCAGCAGUUGUCACAUCCGCUACCGCCGUUGCCGGAUCCAGCGUCGUCACUGCCACAGCAUGCAACGGGCUCGCUCCCUCCGCAUCCGCUUCCCCCGCUGCCCCGGAAGAGAGGAUGCGGCGCGUCUGGUUGUGCUAGAAGCUCGGUCAAUGGCGACUGCUCGCGAGAACGCCAUCCCUCUCGCUCAGUCCGGGUUGAUUGGGCGACGGAGCAGCCCUCCAAAAUAAUGACGGAAGCCAAAUCAACCCAAGCCGUAGAAGCUUCCAAGGACGACGACAACCUCAGACGACCUUCCACCAGCAUCCAGACGAAGAGGAACGAAGGCCCACCAACACAGAGUAAGGCCUUCCCCGUCUUCGACGCCUCCAACUGGGAAAGCCUCCGCAACGCCGACCCUUCUCUCCCAUCCUACAGUCGCGUCGAGGCAUUUGGUCCCUCAGACACCCGCGACACAGACAUCUGGAUCGGCGCCCAGGCGACCACUGUCGUGCAACUCAGCGCACAAGUCCUCGCAGACAGCGUGCGUUACUUCGCGUACCCACUGCGGCGCGACGGGCGCUUCAAGAUCGCCGACGAGCCAGCGCCGCGGUUCGCGCUCCUGCUGACCGUUGUGGUCUCGAGUGGGCGGCUGGUCGUCGAGCCAGCGACCGCAUGGCAGAGGCGUGCAGCCGAGGUUGCUGCGGCAGAGGACACGGCACAGACGCAAGCGCUGGGGCGGGCGUUUCUCGAGCUGGUGCGCAGCGUCCACGACGAGGACAUGCGGGACGUGGCGCACGUGCACGCCAACAUGCGGCUGCUCGACGAGCGGUUUCGCUGCCCAACCACAAUAGCCAAAUGUCUGCAGCGGGCGGAACUCGGCCAGCCGCGCGCGCUGGCUUGCGCUGUCGUGGUGGAUGCGGUCAAGUUUCUGGCGUUUGGGAAGAGGUUUGCCUCGCGCUUUGUUUUUAAGCAGGCGUUUGAGGCGCUGGCGAGGAGGGCAAGGGUUAGUAAGGAUGUGGAGGCGUAUCUUGGCGGUGUUCCUGAGAGCGUUCGUGCGGAGAUGAGGACUGAGGUUGAGAGGAUGAAGAAGGAGAGGGAUUGUAAAGAGCAGUGGCCGAUAGCGUGGGAGAAGAUGGAAUAGAAGUAACGGAUGACUAUAGAGAUGAAUUAUGAAGGAUGGGAUGUGGGCGUAGAUAUGGUUAGAUUUGUGUAAAGACAAUGUACUUGAUGAUUUUUUAGUUCCUCUUGCUCACGUAGGUAUAGCUUUAGAGCCCAAGGCGAAAUAUACGUCUCUAGCUCUAUAACAAUUAGCUGUUCAUGCAGUCGCAAGCUAUCCGCGAUUAUCUGCUUUUAGAACUGGCCUAGUUAGUCGUGGCCGUCUCGAGGGAGAGGGUAUAGAAGACUAUAGACCUCUAGUGUAUC
Messenger RNA from Aplosporella prunicola CBS 121167, 2108 nucleotides. RefSeq lists its product as uncharacterized. NCBI's taxonomy places the organism in Eukaryota, Fungi, Ascomycota, Dothideomycetes, Botryosphaeriales, Aplosporellaceae. The transcript has a single exon. The record is from RefSeq and is a predicted model, not a curated record. Bases 70 to 1827 code for a protein of 585 amino acids.